AUGCCGUGGGGAAGCCGCAGCACGGCCGCCCGGCCAGUCAGCCGCCCCACCGAGCCCUCUACCGACCCGCCCGCGCACUCACCGCCCUCGGCAGCAGCCCCGGCUCCCCCGCCUUUGGGCCAGCCGGGCCUCAUGGCUCAGAUGGCACCCACGGCCGCAGGGGUAGUCUUGGGCUCGGCUGUGGGACAUGUCAGAGCCCUGACCGGAGCCUUCAGCGGGGACGCGGAGCGGGCCCAGCCUGCCGCUCAGCAGGCCCCAACCCAUGCUGCCUCCCAGCCCCUGCAGAUGGGGCCCUGCGCCUAUGAGAUUAGGCAGUUCCUGGACUGUUCCACCACUCAGAGUGACCUGUUCCCGUGUGAGGGCUUCAGCAAGGUCCUGAAGCAGUGUAAGUACAACCAUAGUCUGAGCUCCCUGCCCUGAAGAUGUCGGUGCACUCAGGGGCCAGCCCUGCAUCAACCUCUGCCCCUCGUCAACCGCUAGACCACAACACUAG
Molecule: messenger RNA, 493 nt
Organism: Saimiri boliviensis boliviensis (Bolivian squirrel monkey)
Lineage: Eukaryota; Metazoa; Chordata; Mammalia; Primates; Cebidae
Source: RefSeq, a predicted model, not a curated record